Messenger RNA from Sphaeroforma arctica JP610, 2709 nucleotides. RefSeq lists its product as hypothetical. Lineage: Eukaryota; Ichthyosporea; Ichthyophonida. The transcript has 3 exons. The coding region runs from base 216 to 2567 and encodes 783 amino acids. Gene Ontology annotation, molecular function: ubiquitin binding. The record is from RefSeq and is a predicted model, not a curated record.
GACAUAUUUUACAUAUAAAUAUAUAUAUAUAUAAAUUAUACGGACAUGAAAGGUUAUUUCCAAGCACUAUUAUAUGUAUAAUUACUUAAAAACGGGCAAGAGAGAGGCUAUUUCAGCACGUGUUGAGGACUGUUGGGAGCCUAUACUACCUCACAAAGAACAUAUGGCGUCCUUACACGCACUCGAACCCAUACCGAUGAUUUAUUCCAGUCAGUAUGGGCGAGUAUUCAGAUGUCAGACGAUCGAGUACAAAAGCGGACAGUUCGCUGGGAACAGUCCGUUCACAUAGUGUCGAGGGCCCAACCAGUGGUUUCAAGACAGAGAGAAAGACGGAAAGGAAACGCACAAGCACAGUCGAAUACACCGACGUGUCUGAAUUAGUACUUACACAUUCUUUAUCUGCCGAUGAUUUAACGGGCGACUCAACUCAGAUACCACGUGAUUUAUCUGCCGAUGAUUUAACGGGUGAUUCAACUCAGAUACCACGUGAUUCACUGAGUUUUUUGUUGGCGUGCUUCCCUGGUAUUGAUCAUGCGCUGCUAGGGGAACUUCUGGACCAGCCGCAGAGCGAUGUGGGCUCCAUUGUAGAGUUUCUGUUACCUAUUUUAGAUGAAGGCGAUGAUGAUGAUAUAGCAUCAAAGUCGAACGAUAAGAACAAUAUAGCGGCGGAUACUUCGAGUUCAGCAGGAACUAGUGACCUCGGUAACGGACAGUUGGAGAUACCAACUAACCAGGAAGCGUUUUUUGAAGGGACUAUUAGAGAAGAGUCAAGUCUCUCGCAAUACAGUGAAGAUUCGCUAGAGAGUAUGUCGCCUUGUUUCACUCCAAGCAGUAGCGAACCCAGCCACCUCUCGGCGUCUAGUGACGCCGAGGAUAUGUCAGAAUAUACGAGAAAAUAUAGCGUGGAGACAGAAGCUGCAAAUAAUAGAACAAUCAUCGACAUGAAGAGCUCUAUAGGAAAGGGCGGUGAACCAAAAGGGCUUUUAGUCCACUUGACAACAUGUAGGGACAUGCAAACUGCACAGAGUAACGAUAGACAAAUCACAAUGACUGAAACAUCGGAAGAGUUGAUUCACAAUAAUAUAAAGGCUCCGUCUAAGGGAGUGGUGAGUGCAUUAGAGUCUAGCGAAGACCAGGAGGGUUUUCUUGCAGCGACUACCUCGUUACCUACUAUCAAAGUGGCGCUGAUAGCUGCUGAUAUAAUGGAGGAUACUAGAGAAGAAGAAAAAUGUAAUGAUAGUAAUAAUACAGAGAAGACGAUGAAUUGUAUGGCGAACGAACGUCAGAAUGUUCAGUUGACUUCGGAAGAGUUCGAUAUGGCUUUGUUGACUCUGUGCACGAUGUUCAGUGACAUGUCUGUAGAAGACUUGUCCGUUGCUCUCACGAAUGCUAACGGUGAUACGAGUGAAGCCAUUGAUGCGAUAUUUGCCGGGCAAAUCAGUGAAGCGCAAGUGGAUGAGAGCGCAAAGACGAACGAAUCUUUGAAUGCAACCGAAAGUAAACCCAUUCUAGUUGUGCCAUCUAUUCUGAAAGAGAAGUUUCCACUCGCAUCUCCGGAUGCUUUGGCUGAUUUGUAUGCGGAUUGUGGGUAUUCAAUAGAAGCGGUAUUAGACGUAGCUCAAGAGUAUUUCCAAAGGUACACUAGGAAGGAUGAGCUUUCAAAGAGGAAAAAAGCCGCCAAAGGUUACACACACUCAGACGACUUCAUCGAUCGGAUGUCAUUCGGUCCCUCACAGGUCCACAAUGUAUGGCACAAUCGCAACUUCAAUCAGGGCGCUACGGUAGACGAGUUCAGGAUGCAUUUGUUGGCGGCGAAGCAUCCUACGAUUGCCAGGCAUGUUGUGAAUGAAGUUUACGCUAUGUAUGGAUACAGUGCGAGCGCAUGUAAUGAUCAUUUGAAUCUACUGACCCCCACUGCGACAUUAGCGCCAUCGGCGAAGAAGGUUAAGAAAGCUGUCCGGAGGUCAAAUAAAAUUAGAAAAACAACUAGCAAAGGCCGUCAAGACGCAGAUGGCUUCACUGAAGUGAAGCGUAAACGCGCAACUCAAGAUGAAACAAGACCAGCACCUCAGACAUCGACCCUCACCGGCCUGGCGAAUACUGUUUAUAAAUCCAAUACAGCUGAUCUGAAUGCAUACGAAUUGGCACGCGGACCUGCUCAGGAUUUGGCAUUGGAGCGUGCGCGAUGUUUCCGGAAAGCUGUUUUUGCCUUCCAAAAAAAACAUUUCCAGGCUGCCGAGUUUUGGGCUAUGGAGGGCCGAGCAAUCACAGAACGAUUGAAUAGGGCGCACGCGAGAGCGGCCGAUAAGCUCUUCAAAGCAAACAAUCCGGACUUUCCGAACGGGCCUUUGGAUCUGCACGGACUGCACGUCGACGAAGGAAUACGAAUGGUCAAGAUCGCACUAGCAUCGGGACGGAGACAACAAUUCCGCAUAAUAACCGGCGUGGGAUCGCAUAGCACUAUGCAAGCUAGGCUAAAACCUGCAGUGCGAGCGUUAUUAGGUAGUCAAGGUUACGAGCAUUUUGAAGAAACUCCAGGAGUUCUGCUUGUGAAUUUAUCAUCAUGAAAAGACCAAUUUAGUAUUUUUGUUCGGCAAGCCAGUGAAGGUACAACAGGCGCGGAAGAGCAUGGGGUACGGUGGCGAAAAUUGUAUCUUCAAGCAAGAUAGUCGGCAUAACAAAAAGGCACUAAAGCAUAUAAGAUAUUUG